Mesitornis unicolor (brown roatelo) is the source of this 1284-nucleotide messenger RNA. Its product is annotated as GTP-binding protein GEM-like. Lineage: Eukaryota; Metazoa; Chordata; Aves; Mesitornithiformes; Mesitornithidae. The record is from RefSeq and is a predicted model, not a curated record. The annotation marks the transcript as partial. Gene Ontology annotation, molecular function: GTP binding; GTPase activity. The transcript is spliced from 11 exons.
CUGGAACAUCAGCUACAGUCUCUGAACUCAGAGCAGCUGGAGACACGUGUGCAGAACAAAAGGCUCCAGCACCUGAAUGAAAACUUGCUGGAAGAGCUGGAGAAAAGCAAAUGGGAGCUGGAGGCGGUGAAGGGUCAAUUACAGAAGCUCCAGAAAGAGACCCAGCUUGAGCAAGAGCAGAAAAACAGGGAUGUGUUUAGAGUCUCCAAGAACAUGCAGAAAGAGAAACAAAGCCUCCUUCGGCAGCUGGAGCUCCUCAGAGAGAUGAACAAGAAACUUCGAGAUGAGCAAGAUGCUUUUGAAGCCAAGAAGCUGGUGCCUCAGAGCAAAAAGCACCUGUUGAAGAAAGGGUCAGUGCUAGGCAGUUGCCCGAUGGAUGACAAGCCAGUCAAACGACAACUGGCCUCAGCAGACCUUCCCAUCACCUUCCUGGUGGAUGUGGCAGUGGAAGAACCCAGCAGAAAGAACUGUAAAUACUUCCCAGGCAACAGGACAUGGCUGGAGACAGGAGAAGGAGGCAGCACAAACUUCAGAGAGAAGAGCAGAGACAAGGAGAGAUGGUCCUUGGCAGCAGACACUGAGCGGUUGAAGAGGACUUUGAAGGGCGAUGCUGACUGUAGACAGAAUGGUGCUCUGCUGCCCCCUAGAGGACAGUGUGUUGGCACCGAAACCAGGCUUCAGGCACUGGAACCAGCCACCUGUUCCCCAGACCGCAUCUUUAAAGUGGUCUUUGUAGGGAACUCUGGCGUUGGGAAGAGUUCCUUCAUCCACCGCUUCUGCUAUGACAGAUUCUUGGCUGAGCUCAAUGCAACCAUCGGUGUCGAUUACCAGGUCAGGAGUCUGAUGGUGGAUAAUACACAGGUUGCCCUACAGCUGUGGGAUACAGCUGGACAGGAAAGGUUUCGGAGCAUUACCAAGCAGUAUUUCCGGAAGGCAGACGGGAUUCUGGUAAUGUACGACAUUACAGCAGAGUGCUCCUUCACGGCGGUGCGGAACUGGAUGAGCAGCGUCCAGGAAGGUAUCGAGGAUGGAGCUGUGAUCUUUCUGCUUGGAAAUAAAAUGGAUGCUGCACAGGGAGCGACUCGGAAUGUGCCCAAGGUGGAGGGGGAAAGGCUGGCGAAGGAAUACAAGGCUGUCUUCUACGAGUGCAGUGCGAUGAGUGGCUAUAACAUCAUGGAGCCCAUGCUGCACAUGGCCAGGUUGCUGGCAGCGCAAGAAGACAGGCAGAGGGAGAAUGCCCUGCACCUGGAAAAUGUCAGCAGGAAGAAAGCGUGCUGCACGUAA